Odocoileus virginianus texanus is the source of this 4054-nucleotide messenger RNA. The record is from RefSeq and is a predicted model, not a curated record. Lineage: Eukaryota; Metazoa; Chordata; Mammalia; Artiodactyla; Cervidae.
UGGGGUGUUGGAGCGACCGGCUUCCCCGCUUCCUCGCGGUGUUGCGGGUUAAUCCCCCUCCCCACAAUGUUUGCUUUCUGUACAGGGGUGCCGUCUCCCCGCGACUCCUUCCUUGCACGCCUCCAGCGCAAAGAUUUUCUGAUACAAUGGCGACCUCACGGGGGAGAACGAAGAAAAAAGCAUCUUUUGAUCAUUCUCCAGAUAGCCUUCCUUUGAGGAGUUCCGGUAGGCAGGCGAAGAAAAAGGCCCCGGAGACGACGGAUGAGGAUGAAGACGGUGGGUCAGAGAAAAAGUACAGGAAAUGUGAAAAAGCAGGCUGUACGGCCACGUGUCCUGUGUGCUUUGCAAGUACUUCUGAAAGAUGUGCCAAAAAUGGCUACACAUCCCGAUGGUAUCACCUCUCCUGUGGGGAGCAUUUCUGUAAUGAAUGCUUUGACCAUUACUACAGAAGCCAUAAGGAUGGAUAUGACAAAUAUACUACAUGGAAAAAAAUAUGGACAAGCAAUGGAAAAACUGAACCUAGUCCCAAAGCUUUCAUGGCAGACCAGCAGCUCCCCUACUGGGUUCAAUGUACCAAACCUGAGUGUAGGAAAUGGAGGCAGCUUACCAAGGAGAUCCAGCUGACUCCCCAGAUAGCAAAGACCUACCGUUGUGGUAUGAAACCAAAUACUGCUGUUAAGCCUGAGACCUCAGACCAUUGUUCCCUCCCAGAGGAUCUAGAAGCUCUUACUCCUCAGAAAUGUAUUCCUCACAUCAUCGUCCGGGGUCUCGUGCGCAUUCGAUGCGUUCAGGAGGUGGAGAGGAUACUUUAUUUUAUGACGAGGAAAGGUCUCAUCAACACAGGAGUUCUCAGCGUCGGCCCCGACCAGCAUCUUCUGCCUAAAGAUUACCACAAUAAAUCAGUCAUCAUUAUUGGGGCUGGUCCAGCCGGAUUAGCAGCUGCUAGGCAACUGCAUAACUUUGGAAUUAAGGUGACUGUCCUGGAGGCCAAAGACAGAAUCGGAGGCCGAGUAUGGGAUGAUAAGUCUUUCACAGGCGUCACGGUGGGACGAGGAGCCCAGAUUGUCAAUGGCUGUGUUAACAACCCAGUAGCACUCAUGUGUGAACAACUUGGCAUCAGCAUGCAUAAGUUUGGAGAAAGAUGUGACUUAAUUCAGGAAGGUGGAAGAAUAACUGACCCCACUAUUGACAAGCGCAUGGAUUUUCAUUUUAAUGCUCUCUUGGAUGUGGUCUCUGAGUGGAGGAAGGAUAAGACUCAGCUCCAAGAUGUCCCUUUAGGAGAAAAGAUAGAGGAGAUCUACAAAGCUUUUAUCAAAGAGUCUGGAAUCCAGUUCAGUGAGCUGGAGGAGCAGGUGCUUCAGUUCCAUCUCAGUAACCUGGAAUAUGCCUGUGGCAGCAACCUUCAUCAGGUGUCUGCUCGCUCCUGGGACCACAAUGAAUUCUUUGCCCAGUUUGCGGGUGACCACACCCUCCUCACUCCCGGAUACUCCGUCAUCUUAGAAAAACUGGCUGAGGGACUGGACAUCCGGCUCAGGUCUCCCGUACAGAGUAUUGACUAUUCUGGAGAUGAAGUGCAAGUUACCACUACGGACGGAAUAGCGUGUCCAGCUCAGAAGGUGUUAGUCACUGUGCCGCUGGCUUUACUGCAGAAAGGUGCCAUUCAGUUUAAUCCACCGUUGUCAGACAAGAAGAUGAAGGCCAUCAACAGCUUAGGAGCAGGCAUCAUUGAAAAGAUUGCCUUGCAAUUUCCUUAUAGGUUUUGGGACAGUAAAGUUCAAGGGGCUGACUUUUUUGGUCACGUUCCUCCUAGUGCCAGCAAGCGAGGGCUUUUUGCCGUGUUCUAUGACAUGGAUCCCCAGAAGCAGCACAGCGUGCUGAUGUCGGUGAUCGCGGGGGAGGCAGUGGCGGCCGUCCGGAACCUGGAGGACAAGCAGGUGCUGCAGCAGUGCAUGGCCACCCUGCGUGAGCUCUUCAAGGAGCAGGAGGUCCCAGAUCCCAACAAGUACUUUGUCACCCGCUGGAGCACGGACCCCUGGAUCCAGAUGGCAUACAGCUUCGUGAAGACAGGGGGCAGCGGUGAGGCCUACGACAUCCUUGCUGAGGAAAUACAAGGAACCGUCUUUUUUGCUGGCGAGGCAACAAACAGGCAUUUUCCACAAACUGUUACAGGGGCGUAUUUGAGUGGUGUUCGAGAAGCAAGCAAGAUCGCAGCAUUUUAAAUAGAAUUUGUUUGGACGCAGCUUUCUUCUGUAUCCCAAAUGGAAAGGUUUGAAAAACAUGUUAGACCUCAUUUUGAUAAAAUCAAACAAUCCUCUCUAGGUAGCAAAACUGAAAUGUUCCAAGGUGAUAUGGUAAUAUAAACCAGUUUUUACCAUUCUGAAAGCAUGGGUUACACGAAUCCUUUUAUAAGCACUUAUAUUUAAUAGCAUUUUCCUUUGGUCUGACUAGUGCUAAAUGUUCCAAUUUCAGAGUAAGGCAGAAUAUAACCUUCAGGUAUGACCUUGGAUAUGAUUCUUCCAUGGUUAAGAGAAUCCCUUGAAAUCUGACUUUUUUUUUGGCUGACCAAUUUUCACACAUUGAAAAACCAAGUCAAGCAGGAAUCAUUAAAAAAAAAAAAAAAACAAAGCCAUGUACUUCUGUGACAAUUUAUCAGUACUUUGCCAAUGAGCCUUAAGAUUUUUAUAUAGUUCUAAUAUUGAGCUUUUACUUAAAUUUAGAUAGAAAUCUUCCCUUUUUGGAUACAGUACAAACUCUUCCAAGGUAAAUAAAACUUCUAUUUUAUAUUGUACGUAUUUCCUCCCAUUAGGUGUUCAAAAGAAAUUUAAAUUCAGGUAUCUUUUAUAAUAAAACAUAUUAGAUCUGUGCACUCAUUGGCAAAAUUUUCGAUUCAACAAUACAGGUGUGGUACAACUGAGAAUGGAGAAGAGAGAGUAUGGUCUUCGUCCUUUAGACACAAAAUAUGGCUAUUUUCCUUAGAGCCAUGUUUGUGCAGAUGGGACACUUUAAAUAGCCUUAACUUUGGCAACCACUAGUAAAAGGGUCAGAAUAAUUUAAUAGAAGUCUCUCCCUACUGCCUCUUUUUAAAAUAACUGAUUAAGUCUCUAGGAAUAUUUUUUAUAGAAUUGUUUUCAGUAUUCCAUAGGCAGGUCCACUGGAAAACUGCAGAAAAAUGUGAAAUAUCCUGGGAUAAAUAUUACACAUUUUAUAAGCCAUAUCUUAAAAGCCUGAGAACAUAGUAAAUAUUUACCUUUUCCUUCUUUCACUCAUGACAAAAAAAUAAACACUGAUUUCAGGGUCUUCAGGAUGCCCAUCUUGCCAAGAAACUUCAGUUUACAGGUUAGAAAUAUGGGUAACUUCAGUGCUUUUGUUUUAAAAAGUCUUUGAAGAAUUCUUUCAGUAUGUUGGUCAGCUUAAAAAGGACUCAAAAUGACUUUGAAACCACUUUUCAAAAUAUUAGGUAUUUUUAAAGCCAGGUUGUAAGUAGAAACUGUAUUUUAUGCAAAGAAUAUAUCGUGAACUUUAGAAAGAACUUAAGACAUACUUCCUUCCCCAGAAGUAUGAUACAGCUGAAAGAAAGCAAACAGCAGUAAAUUGGUUUCAAAGUUAACAGGAAAAGGUUGAUACUUAGGGUUAUCUAAGGAAAGUCAUUGGUACUGAUUGGGAAGUAUUCUGCUUCAAAUGUUUCCUGUAUUAAAACGUUUAAAUAGUAUGUGUCAAGUGAUAAAUGCAAAACACUUUAAGUUGAAAUGGUUCACAGUCCAUCAUUACUUUGGUUUCUGGGCACUUAAACUUGUAUAGUGCUAUAAGCAAACAAGGAGGGAGAUCUACCUAAAGAAAGUACAGUAAAUGUGUAUUUUUUAAAAACCCUCACUUCCUGUCUCAAGUGAUGUCACCUAACAUUUUGUUCUUUAAGGAGCCACGGUAAUUUUUUUUCUUGAGUAUGUUUUUCACUGCUACCUGAAGAUUUUGUUUAACAGCAGUGGAUGUGUUUUAACUGCAGACUGUGAACAGCUGAUUGUGUAAAACUGUUUAAUAAAACAUGUUUUUCAAAUAC